UACAUCUGGCUUUGAUGUUCUUUACAUUGUACUGACAAUUUUAUCCGGCUGUGAUUGGGUUUUGUAAUGGCUUUAAAAAACAGGGCAUAUUAUAUGUGAACUACAAGAUGAAAACCUAUUGACAGAAUUCAAGCUUAACCAUAACGACAAUGGAGGUUUGUGUAUGUACUGUGACCUUGAUUGCUUAAUAAUUACGUAUAGCCUACUGUGGAAAGAACCAGCACAACGGAUUUUUUCUUUUGGACUAAAUUAUUUAGUCUGCAGAAAAAGUGGUUGAAACUAUUUCAUGGUCCGUUGAUCAAUUUGCUACUUUCCAAAUAGUGUUUCGGUCUUUGGAGGAAUAGUGUAUGACGUAGCUAUACUGCGCAUGCAAACAAUAGAACAAAUUGAUAUUGUGAGGAAAUUAGUUGAUAUUACAAUUGCGAACGUAUUCAAGAACUGGCGUAAACACGAUGAAAAUGUAAAUCAUAAUUUGCUUGGAGUUGCUGCAAUUCCCUUUUGGAGUACCGCGCAUGCGCAGUGGGUCCCCUGUACCUUAUUAAUUUUUAAUGGCAAUGGCUGCGUUUCUCAUCUAAACAUCUCAUGCGAAACAACAAUUCUAUAAAUACGACAUUUCUUUGCACCUCUGACAAAAGGCGUUAUCGAUUUAGUAAUAGUAAUCGAUCGAUUGUGAUCUACGAAAAAUGGAUCGGCUGUAGAAUUUGAAGAUAGAAGAUCUGUCAUUUUUAACCCUUUGCAUUCCAUGAUCCACAAACAAUCGAGAAGAUGAUUCGUCAGGUGACCAACAACAAUGACUAUUGCAUGAGUGGCAGGCCGUCAUGCCUGGCAGAGGAUGGCCGACACCCCACCAGUCACUUUGACCUAUGCACUGCCCAGUCCAACAAGUUACCAAGCUCCCCGCCCCCUCCCUUGCAAAUGACCUUGCCCCCUCUGCCCCUGCCACCCCAGAACAACCUGAAACCCUGUCAGAGGCAGAAUGGCCUCAGUGAACCUCACCCCCAAGCUGUUGGAAUUACGAACAAUGAAAAGCCAGAGGACGCCAAGAAAAAGAAAAACCCGGGGAGGUCUGGAAGAAGAGGAAGACCUUCGGGGACCACUAAAUCGGCAGGUUACAGGACCAGCACAGGGAGGCCUCUAGGAACCACCAAGGCUGCCGGGUUCAAGACCAGCCCAGGGAGGCCCCUGGGAACGACCAAGGCUGCGGGAUAUAAGGUCAGCCCUGGUAGGCCCCCUGGCAGUAUCAAGACCCUGUCUCGCCUCAACAAACUAGGCUACGGUGCGUGUAGCGUCGCAGCAUUCCCCUACACUAUGAUGAACAAAGGCAGCCUCUGCGAACCCUCGUGCAAGGAAAAGGAGACCAACGAGUAAAGUCCUACUUCUCUCAUGGCUUGUUGGAGAAAUAAAAAGGCUGCAUGUCCUAAGUGCUGUCAAAUAGAGGGGUUGUUUGUACCAUUUCCCUGGUUGAGUAUACAGAUGUACUAUUACUGGCAUGUGCCUCCUCAGUGUGCAUGCUUCUAUCCAAACCGGAUUUCUUUGUAAUAUAGAGUAUAGCUUAUACACUACACUGAGUGGACAAAACAUAAGGAGCACCUUCCUAAUAUUGAGUUGCCCCCCCCCCCCCCCUUUGCCCUCAAUUCAUCAGUGCAUGGACUCUAUAAGGUGUCGAAAGCGUUCCACAGGGAUGCUGGCCCAUGUUGACUCCAAUGCUUCCCACAGUUGUGUCAAGUUGGCUGGGUGCCCUUUAGGUGGUGGACCAUUCUUGAGAAACACAGGGAAACUGUUGAGCGUGAAAAACAUAGCAGCUUUGCAGUUCUUGAUUACAAACCGGUGUGCCUGGCACCUACUACCAUACCCCGUUCAAAGGCACUUUGUCUUGGCCUUUCACCCUCUGAAUGGCACGCACACAUACACAAUCCAUGUCUCAAUUGUCUUUAAAAGUAUGUAAAAGACUUUAAAAAUCCUUCAUUAACCCAUCUCCUCCCCUUCAUCUACACUGAUUUCAAGUGGAUUUAACAAGUGACACCAAUAAGGGAUCGUAGCUUUCACCUGGAUUAGCCUGGUCAGUCUAGGUAAUGGAAAGAGCAGCUGUUCUGAAUGUUUUUUUAUUUUAUUCUCAGUGUAUGUGAUAUAGGUAUAGCUUAUACAUUAUGUGAUGGGGAAAUGUGGGUGUACAGUACACUAGAGUAGUUAUUGUUUCACAUGAGAAGGUAAACAUUAUCUUCCACUGAACUUCCUUCACAGAACUGUAAUCCACCUACAAUGAUUUCUGUUGAUCCAAUCUCUAUUGUUUGCAGUGUCUUUUCUCAAUUAACUAAUACAGUAUGAAUUUUAUGCUGAUGUUAACAGUAACAAACAAAAAAAACAGAACUGUUAGGAUGUUACGAGUCUACACUAGUUAAUCUAUAUUUGAAUUUGAACAUGGGGUAUAACAUUGUUGAUACAAACCACAGCAGAUGGCCAGUCUUUGUUGUUACUGGCAGAAUGGCUACGUAUUGAGGCUGUCCUACUAUGAAAUCUCUGUAGAUAGUUUUAUACUGUGAAAUGGCUAUUGUUUUUAAAUCAACAGAUCCUGGAGGUGCUAUGUAUCUCAGAAUGUAUUGACAUGGUUUCUAUUACGGCUGCAGAGCAAACUAUUGUUUCAUAUGAACCACUCUAUUAAUAGGUCUUACACGUGACUAACAUGGCCUGGGGGUGCGUUCAGCAGGACGUUGUUCAACGUUCAGAUAGAAAAACAGCAUGUAGAACAAACACGCCUUUCUGACAUGUAGAAUAAGGCAUUGUGUCAGCUCUUGUUUCUAUCUGCUAGGUUCCAGAACAUUUUAUUUCUAUCUGCUCGGUUCCAGAACAUUUUAUUUCUAUCUGCUCGGUUCCAGAACGUUUUAUUUCUAUCUGCUAGGUACCAGAACGUUUUAUUUCUAUCUGCUAGGUACCAGAACAUUUUAUUUCUAUCUGCUAGGUACCAGAACAUUUUAUUUCUAUCUGCUCGGUUCCAGAACGUUUUAUUUCUAUCUGCUCGGUUCCAGAACGUUUUAUUUCUAUCUGCUAGGUUCCAGAACGUUUUGACUACUGAAUGUGACCUGUUGCUGGUGUCACAGUGGUGUCUGUAUGUGUUGGUCUAGUACUACACCAAAUAUACCAGCACAAUUCCUCACAGGAAGAGAUCCUCCAGUCCGUUUCAUUGGGUUCCCUUCGUACUGAAACACAACAUUUUACACCAUUUUAAUUAUUAUUUGCCUUAUAAUUUGAAUAUCAGACAAUCAGCAACUAGGGUCUCCAUAGGUGCGGAGUGUUUACAUGUUACUUUGGAAUUAUUGAUCAUUUUUGAUAGCUAUGAUGAAUACACAUCAAUAUAGUACAUGUCACGUAAUCCCAAUUACAUAUUUACAUUACUAUGCAUUUAAAAUAAUAGAGGCAUACUUGCUUCGUAAGUUGUUUUUUUGUGUGCUGUGAUUUCUGAGGGGAACCUAUUGGAUGUUUUGGAGAAUCAAGGUAUUUUUGAGUAGGGGAUAUUUUUUUGGGGGAGGGACUUCUUAUGGGAAUGGCUGGGUUAUUGUGUUUUGUAAAUACCUGAAACAUUUCCUCUAACUUGGUCUUUUUCCCUGUUUUACCUCGGAGCAAGGAUGGUGUCAGCUGUCCUGUGUUGUCAGUGCAAUGUUUUGUGUUAUGAUUUAUUCUCUAUCACCAUCUUGAAGAAUAAUAAUAAUAACAACUUGUAUAGUGCUUUUCAAUACAGGUAACACAUUGCUUCACAUUAUAAAAUAAUACUAUUCUUUCAAAUAUGAUCAUGUUUAUUAUUGAAUUGUGUACAGCACUUGAGGCCUUCUCAUUGAAGACCCACACAAUAAUUUAUGCUUUGUCCAUUGGAGAGAUUAGUUGCAUUUGGAUGUAAAACAAAUGAUUCAUUUGUCAUUGAAUAAUGAUGACAUAGGGUACUACUAUGUUCAAAUCAAUCUACAGUGUUGUAUCAUCUUAACCAAAGAAUCAGAUGUUUUCUGCCUUCCAGUGUGAGAUGUUUAAGUAAAUGCAUGCUGGAGUAGCCCAUAACAACUAAUCAGAUAUUUUGAACAAAUAUAAAAAUGAAUCCUCUUAACAUAUAACAUUCUGUAACUUGUAUUUGGGAGAGAGAGAGAGAGAGAGAGAAGAAAAAACACGUAUUUAAAUCUGCUAUAUCUACUACAGGUAUAAUCAAUACAAUUGCUACUCAAUUUCUGUUUGAAGUUGUAUACAGUAUGUACCCUUGCGCAUCAAAGUUAUAUGCAUUAUAGUUUUUGAACACAGAAACAAUAGUUGCGUAUCUCGUCAAAAAGCGAAGAGCUUUUCAUUUUGCAUCGCAAUACAUUCAAAAGCCUUUUGCGUAGUGCUUAUGUAGCAAUGUUUUAUAUUACAUUCACUGUUUAUUGCCAUACAGUAUUCACAAUAUUAUAAUGUUCUACUGUGUCAUUACAUGUAUUGUAACAUACCAUUCCCUUUACUGCGAUGGGUUAGGUAUUGACAUUAUAAAAACUAAUGUUUGGUAAGAAAUAUAAAUAUAUUAGUUCAAGUUUACAAUGUUAUUUUAUGGUAUAACGGGGGGGGGGGGGAAUUGUACAUUCUGCUUUGGUGUUUUUGUGAAUAUUCUUGUUAUUCAUACAUAGGUUACACCCAUGUCUACAUAAGUGCUGGUUACAUAAGAGUAUACUUGAUUUCUAUACCAGAGUUCUCUAUUUGAAAUACUUCCUUCAUCACUCUGCUUGAAAUAUGUUUGUGAAACACAAAGCGUUUUAUCCACGUGGGUAUUCAUUUUAUUGCAUUCUGUCUGCAUCAAAGGUAAUAAUGCAUUUAUAACAUUGAGUUGGUUGCACUUCAGUCAUAGGACAUCUUGAACAUUUAUCCUGUCAACCAUUAAUCUUGUAUAUUUAUCUGAACCUUUAUCUUGUAUCAUUAGAGGCAAUCAUUUACUUGUAAUUACUUAGGCCUAUCACUGCAUCCAAUCAGUCAAAAAUAUGAAACUGACAUUUUUUUUUUUAGGUGAAAAAAACAAACAUGAAUGGCUGGGAAGAUUUGUUUAACCCAUUUUGGAAAUUGAUGAUCAUUAUUCAUAAUUUCUAUGUCAAACUGUUUACAUGGGGUUAUCUUUUACUGUCCCCCCCCCCCCACAGUUUCUGCUAGAUACCCGUGGAUCUGUUGCAAUAUCUUCUAGCAACUUAUUGCGACGACAAACUUCCUUCUCAGAACGUUUUACUUUCUUCUCAGAACGUUUUACUUUCUUCUCAGAACGUUUUACUUUCUUCUCAGAUCAUUUUAUUUUCUUCUCAGAACGUUUUACUUUCUUCUCAGAACGUUUUACUUUCUUCUCAGAUCAUUUUAUUUUCUUCUCAGAACGUUUUACUUUCUUCUCAGAACGUUUUACUUUCUUCUCAGAUCAUUUUAUUUUCUUCUCAGAAUGUUUUACUUUCUUCUCAGAACGUUUUACUUUCUUCUCAGAACGUUUUAUUUUCUUCUCAGAACGUUUUACUUUCUUCUCAGAACGUUUUACUUUCUUCUCAGAUCAUUUUAUUUUCUUCUCAGAACGUUUUACUUUCUUCUCAGAACGUUUUACUUUCUUCUCAGAUCAUUUUAUUUUCUUCUCAGAAUGUUUUAUUUCCUUCUUAGAACGUUUUACUUUCUUCUCAGAACAUUCAAGUAUUUAUUUCAAUGGAAUUGUAAGGCCCAUGCUACGAACACGUUGUAAUCACUAUGAUAGGAAUUUGUAUUAAUUGUUUUACUAUCCCUGCAUGAUUGUUGAGUGUUGAAAGUUGUGUAAUAAACUAAUUAUAAAUAUA
Oncorhynchus masou masou (cherry salmon) is the source of this 5801-nucleotide messenger RNA. RefSeq names its product UPF0461 protein C5orf24 homolog. The record is from RefSeq and is a predicted model, not a curated record. NCBI's taxonomy places the organism in Eukaryota, Metazoa, Chordata, Actinopteri, Salmoniformes, Salmonidae.